This is a messenger RNA of Solanum dulcamara, 729 nucleotides long. RefSeq lists its product as uncharacterized. The record is from RefSeq and is a predicted model, not a curated record. The transcript has a single exon. NCBI's taxonomy places the organism in Eukaryota, Viridiplantae, Streptophyta, Magnoliopsida, Solanales, Solanaceae. Bases 64 to 408 code for a protein of 114 amino acids.
UCAUUCUUUUUCUUCUCUUCUUCUUCUCCUUCUAUUUCAAGUCCAAAAAAAAAACAAAAUACAAUGGAAGGACUUAUUCCAUUAGUAUACAAAACCAUUAAGAGAAGCAAAACUCGUCGAAAAUAUGAAUGUCUCUCUUUUGGUGCUGCUAAUACUUACAAUAUUGAAAAUUUCUAUCAAAAAAAUAGUGGUAAAGAGUAUGAAAUGUCGUCAAUUGAUGAUCAGAAGAUGGUUGACAAUGGUGGUGGUGAUCAAACGGAGAAAUACCGUCAUCAUAGGCGAACACAGUCCCUCCACGUGGAAUAUACCGGCGGAGUUUCACCGGAGGAUAGUACUCCGGUGAAGGAUAAACAACUUGUGAAAUUCAGAAGCCAUCGUAGAAUGUUUUCAUGUGUAACUGGUGGAUGAAGAUUUAAAGGAGUACUACGUUGUUUUCAAAUUGUUUUUAUAUAUAUAUACACAUUUGAUAUUCAAAAAUUACUGACUCGAUUAAUUCGAAUUUUUGUGUCCCAUGUAAGACUCACUAGAAAGGACAUGUAAUUCUGUCGAAUCCAUGACCUCCUGAUAAUUAGGGGGUGGAGGGGAUUCUUCCAUCACACCAAAGGCGGAGCUAUUAAUUCGGUAGAAUCAGUAAUUUUAGUUAAAACUUUGUGUUUGUGAUUAAAUAUCCACGUAAAUGUGUAUAAAUAAUCAAGAACUCUAAUAUGUUAUAUUUUUAAGAAUUUAAAA